AUGGUAUUUUCAGCCGUUCCUGCUGUUCCCACCGUUCCCACCCCGCCAACAACUGGUCCGACACUGCAAUCCGUUUUACAAGGACAACUACGCGAUCAGCCGAUCACACAGGGUCAUGCACCGUUGGUUUCGAGUCGAAAGCGGAUUCACACGACGAACACGACGGGCGCAUUCAAUCCGAAUCAGAUCCGGGAAGCGACGGUGGAAAGCCUCAUGCAAUUGUCGAGAUCGAAUCAACAAGCGGCUGCAGCUCAACAGCAGUCAGCCACAGCAAUUCCACCGACAACCGUGGCCAGUACACCAUCCGGGCCUGUACCCAUCCCGGCGACAACAACCGCCUCACCAACAACACCGAUCAAUACGAGUCCGGAAGUCGCUUCAUUGGCCGCUCAUUUUCUACGUCGAAGCGACAGUGCGAAUCCGUAUCACGCAAGUCCGACGAAAUUCACGAAUGCAAAUGGGGAGAUGGUUUCGUUUACUGAAAUUAUGCGCAACGUUGAGGCUCAAUACACCCGAUCGGGGACAUCAACAGCGCAAAGCCCAAUCACGCAAAGCCCGAUCGCUGUCACUCAACCAGUCCGCGACUUCUUGACAAGACCUGAUAAUUCAGCUAAACUCGUCACCCCUCGACCGAUCAACCCGACAAUGCCCAUUCAAACGGCUGCUCUGGCUUUUGGAACAGCUGCCGCUGCUGCUGCUGCAGCUGCACAUGUACAAUGGCAAGUCGCCUCGGUACCCACUGUUUUCUCGGCGGCUGGCAGCGCCUCAUCGAGCCCAUUGACAACCGCCGAACAGACUCGACAAACACUCACGAAUAUUCUCAUUCAGAAUCAAAUCUUGGAGAAUGCGCUUCGAUCAGCUUGUAGCUCGGCCGUGAAUUCUCCAUUGGCUACACCUCGCUGCACGCCGAUUCCCUCGGUUUUCGCGGCGAUUCGUGCGGCUGGCGGUGUGGACGAGGACUCGAACGGCGCGCCGCCGCUCCUCUCGCUGCAGAAUAACGGCAAUGGAAACAGUCAGGAUGCGUAUUUGAGAGAUGUCUCGAGUCACUUUCUGACUUAUCUGAACGAUUCGAAUUCCCGUUCUCCUUCAUCAUCGCUGACGAAUUCGCUGAAUGCUCUCUUGCCGACCAGUCAAUUGUUGACGACAGCUUUAGGAGCGACUAACAACGGUCUCUCCUCUCUAUCCACUCUCCAUCAUACUCUCUCCGUUCCACAAAUGAAUGCCCUCACCGUCACGCAAACCCCGACGAGUCCAAUCGUUAUCGAUUCCGCUACAAUUGAUAUCUUGAGUAGAGAUGUGCUAGUCGAACCGACGACAACCAUUCGACAUUCACCGCAUCGAUUGGCGAGGAUUGCCGCCGGGAAAGGGACAAGCAGUGAAAGCCCAUCGAAUAGUAAUGGCAGUCAUUCCUCGACCACGACUUCAUCGACUGAUUUUGGUCACCUCGGGAAA
Mesorhabditis belari is the source of this 1452-nucleotide messenger RNA. The record is from the annotation of a GenBank genome assembly. Lineage: Eukaryota; Metazoa; Nematoda; Chromadorea; Rhabditida; Rhabditidae.